Messenger RNA from Penicillium diatomitis, 696 nucleotides. RefSeq names its product CIA30 family protein. Gene Ontology annotation, biological process: NADH dehydrogenase complex assembly. Bases 1 to 696 code for a protein of 231 amino acids. Lineage: Eukaryota; Fungi; Ascomycota; Eurotiomycetes; Eurotiales; Aspergillaceae. The record is from RefSeq and is a predicted model, not a curated record. The transcript has 3 exons.
AUGCCAUCAACAUCCCACCUCCCUCUAUUUGGCGGACCCAGAGCCUGGUCCCAAGACGACUGGGUCGCCUCCGACGACCGAGUCCGCGGCGGCGCCUCCCAAUCCGAGCUAACCUGCUCCGCAUCCUCCCUGGUCGCCAAAUUCCACGGAACCCUCGACAUCACAGCCCUCGGCGGAGCAGGCUUUGCUUCGCAGCGCACGAGAGGCGACGAUCGCAAGUGGGAUCUUUCACGAUACGACGGCAUCGAGCUCGUCAUUGACAGUUCCGACGGCAAGAAGUACACUCUGACGCUUAAGGAUGAGAUUCUGCCCAAACGGCCGGAUGGUCGUGAGCAGAGCACGGUGAGUUGGGAAUAUGAUUUCCGCACGCGGGGUCGUCAGACGAUCUUUGUGAAGUGGAGUGAUUUCCGGGCGACAUAUCGUGGGAGGGAGAAGGAGGAUGCGGAGCCGUUGGAUUUGAAGAAUAUCAAGAGGUUCAGUAUAAUGAUUAGAAGUUUCUUCGGGGGUCAGGAAGGAGCGUUCUCUCUAAAUAUCGUUUCCAUUGCUGCGUUGCGGACGGAGCGAUACCUGGAUGAACCUGAAAAUGAGUCCAUUGACGAGGUUCUGUACGAGAAGUCCAAGGAGGAGGACACACCAAACAGUCCCCGUGAAAGACGUCAGGGAUGGUUAGGCUGGUUGACAUCCUGUCUUCUCUGA